Strongyloides ratti is the source of this 462-nucleotide messenger RNA. Its product is annotated as Protein lethal(2)essential for life. NCBI's taxonomy places the organism in Eukaryota, Metazoa, Nematoda, Chromadorea, Rhabditida, Strongyloididae. Gene Ontology annotation, molecular function: protein folding chaperone. The record is from RefSeq and is a predicted model, not a curated record. The transcript has 2 exons. Gene Ontology annotation, biological process: response to heat; protein refolding. Bases 1 to 462 code for a protein of 153 amino acids.
AUGGCUGACCGUUGGAUAAGCCCAUUUUCUCGUGAUCCAUUUUUUUCACCAUUUAGUGGUAUGAGAAGAUUUUUUGAUGAAAUGGAUAAAGCAAUGAUGGAGAAUCGUUAUUGGGUAAAUAAAUCUCUUACUGAAACUCAUAAAUUUGCUGAACCAUGCCCAGAAGUUAUUAAUAAUGAUAAAGAGUUUAGAAUUAAAAUGGAUGUUUCUCAUUUUGCUCCAAAUGAAUUAAAAGUAACUGUUAAAGAUAAUUUUCUUCAAGUUGAAGGAAAACACGAAGAAAAAAGUGAUAAUUAUGGAACAAUUCAAAGAAUGUUCGUCCGAAAAUAUGGAAUUCCUGAAGGUCUUAAAGAAGAAAAUGUAACUAGUGAGCUUUCCAAAGAAGGUAUUUUAACUGUUGGAGGUUCCAAACUUGCUAUUGAGGCUGACAAAGCUAAAAAUGUACCAAUAACAUACAAGUAA